GGUAUGUACUCUAUGAUCAAAUAACUGUCAGUCAAGCUGUCAUUUUUGCACACUUGCACUUGUAGUCUAAGAAUACUGAAAAAGCGUUUAUAUUUUGCAUUUUUUUCGAUUUAUAUUUUCUAAUUAAUCAUGAGCUUCGUUGCUAAAACCAGAACUUCUAUUCUGCCAGCCAUCUUAAGAGUAAGAAUGUACUCUGGAGAACCCGGAUCUGGUGCCGGCAAGGGUGGUGGUGGUGGUGGUGCCAUCCGUGAAGCUGGUGGCGCCUUCGGCAAGAUGGAGGCUGCUCGGGAGGAUGAAUACUUCUACAAGAAGCAAAAGGAGCAACUCGCGAACCUGAAAGGGCACUUGAACAAGGAGAUUGCGUUCCACCAGGAGCAGAUCAAGCGGCACGAGGAUGCCAUCCGCCGUCACAAGGAGCAGAUGGCCGAGGUUAAAGAAUAAACUAUAAGUGGUGAGGCGUCCACAGAAGGCUGCCUGCUCUUAAAGACAUGACUACUAACAACUCUUGGGAAAAUAGUUACUGGCUUACCUGUAUACAUGAUUGAUUUCAUUCUAUGUGUAAAACUGUAAAACACUGAUUUAUAAUUACUAUAUUAACUGCAAUGCAUACGAAAUAAAAUCAAUUGUGGUUUCUGUUAUGUGUUACCCUUUUGCAAUACUGUUGAAAUACCUUGGUGGAAUUUCUUUUAUGGCACAGAAGGAUAGCAUGAACAGAAAUGAAUAUGUAUGCGUUUAGCAUUUUAUACGUACUUUUUUUUAUGUUGUGUAUCAAUUUCAAAUUUUAAAAAUAAUAUUUGUAUGUUAGUUAUUAUAAAUCAGUGAUUACUAUAGAUCUAGGUGACAACAGAACUCAUGUCUUAGACCUUUGGACAUUAUAAUGUAAUGUUGCAAUAUGUAAAAGGUUAUACAAUUAUGUUUAAGGAUGUUACUUAUUUUUUUGCUUUUAUUUUGUUUAGUGGUAGUUUGUAUGGCGCAAUUACAUAAUUGUUAAUCUCC
Messenger RNA from Cydia pomonella (codling moth), 996 nucleotides. Its product is annotated as ATPase inhibitor mai-2, mitochondrial-like. Gene Ontology annotation, molecular function: ATPase inhibitor activity. The transcript is spliced from 3 exons. Gene Ontology annotation, biological process: negative regulation of ATP-dependent activity. The coding region runs from base 130 to 441 and encodes 103 amino acids. Gene Ontology annotation, cellular component: mitochondrion. The record is from RefSeq and is a predicted model, not a curated record. Lineage: Eukaryota; Metazoa; Arthropoda; Insecta; Lepidoptera; Tortricidae.